Molecule: messenger RNA, 2664 nt
Organism: Carassius carassius (crucian carp)
Lineage: Eukaryota; Metazoa; Chordata; Actinopteri; Cypriniformes; Cyprinidae
Gene: adgrg7.1
Product: adhesion G protein-coupled receptor G7, tandem duplicate 1
Exons: 17
Coding region: 135-2372 (745 amino acids)
Biological process (GO): G protein-coupled receptor signaling pathway; cell surface receptor signaling pathway
Cellular component (GO): membrane
Molecular function (GO): G protein-coupled receptor activity
Source: RefSeq, a predicted model, not a curated record
AAAUAGAUAGCUGUUUCCAGGACGGAUGGACUUCCCAACCUAGCAAUGAUUUAGCCCUGACUCUGCUUUAUAAACCAGAUAGUAACAAGAGGAGGUCAUAUUAGUAGUAGUUUUAUAUAUUUUUUGUAUCCUAUAUGUGUAUAAUGGAGUACUUUCUGCUCUUAACAAUUUCCUCAGCUGUUUUUGAUCAGACCUGGUGUCAAAACUAUUCCAACACCACCCUUGGACCAAACAACAUCACCAAUCCAAAUCUGGUGUGUGCAAACCUAGGUACUCUACAAAAUGGGAUCUGCCUCUGCCUCGAUGAUUGGACUGGAGCCUCCUGCAACAUUUCAAAUUUCUGCCCUGGACAAAACCCCACAAAAAGCAGCAAAUAUACCUUUCCAAAAACUGUCUUAGGCCAGUUUGCUUCCUCCGUAGAGCGAUGUCCCCAAGAAACAACAAAUGAUGGCAUCCCACUGGCUUCGGCCCUUUGUAAUAAAAUUACUCACUCAUUUGAUUCUCCAAAGACUGUAAAUUGUAGUUUGACCCUGGACACCAUCAAUGCAGAUGUUACAGGAGCUACUCUCGAACAAAAACAGAACUUAGCCUCCAGCACCCAGAUCCUCACAUCCAUACCAGAACGGCUAACACCCCACAACAUCACAAAUGCAGCAAAAAUAACCAACUUCCUACUUUCUGAUCAACAAACUACACCACCUACGGAUAUUGCCGUGUCAGCAGUCGCUACAAUCAGUCAGCUCCUGAGUGCAAGUCAUGAGAUGUACUCUUCAGUUGACCAUACUGCAAUUUCGGAACUAACACAGACACUACAGAAACUCUCUCUGCGUGAGAACUCAAAUUCAUUGUUGGUGCAACCAAAUAUGGCAGUUCAGUUGCUGAAGAUGGAAACUCCAAUCAAAAAUGCUCAAUUAACCUCAUUUAAAGGGCAGAGUGAUAUCUUUUUGCCUGACAGAAUAAAACUGAAUACAAUAAAUGCUGAGAUUUUCAAGGAUAAUGUUGACCUUCAAAUUAAUAUCACAUUACGUAAAGAUUCUAAUAAAGUUGGGUUUGUCCUCUACGAUAAUGACAAGUUCUUCCAGUCAAAAAGCUUUCGACCUUCUCUGGAUACCAAGAGAAAAGUGAUGUCUGCUAACAUUCAAGAAGACUUUCAGUUUGAUAUCCUGUUUGCAAUCACACCAUCGGCCGUUUCCACAACAUCCCUCAAUGACUUCGCAUGUGUGUUUUGGAGUUACACUAAAAAUGACUGGAGCACAGAAGGCUGCACUAAAAAGAAGAGCCCCUCUGGACCUGCAGUUUGCAUUUGUAACCCCGGAAAACAUGGAAAAGUAAACUUUGCCAUUCUAAUGACAUUUGAUAUCAACUAUGAAUAUUCUGAAGCCUUGCAAUGGAUCAGCAUCACCGGCUGUGCUCUGUCUGUGGUGGGACUGUCUUUCACAGCAUUGUACCAAAUCAUAACCAGGAAGUCAAGAGGAGGCAGCCCUACUCUGCUAGUAGUGAAUGUCUGUAUAAGUAUGACAGUUUUCUACCUUCUCUUCAUCUUCGGCAUAAACAACCCUGUCCAACAUGUGAAUGUGGCAAAGGUGUCUGGGGAGAAUAUAGUUCCCGAGUCUGAUCAACACAAGUACUCAGAUCAGGGACCCUGUACAGCAUUUACAGCUCUGCUUCAGUACUUCCUGUUGGCUACAUUCACUUGGAACACUUUGUACGGCAUUAAUGUAUUCCUGCUCUUCAAAAACUCAGUGUCUGGAACACCUUCAUGGUUUCCAAAGGUCUCCAUGGCUGUAGGAUGGGGUUUGCCUGCUGUUAUUGUUGGUAUCUCAUUGGGUUCCACUUACCGUGUGGAGGAGCCUUUAGGUUAUCGACAAGAAGAGUUUUGCUGGCUGGCUUUCUUGGACCACAAACAAACUUUCAGUAUAAAGAAACCAAUGGUUUGGGGAUUUGUGCUCCCUUUACUGCUCAUGCUGAUCUCAAGCACAGCAAUACUGCUGCACUUCUCAAAACAAAUCUGCAGGACCAACCCUAACUUAAACAGAUCAAGUAAAACUUCUCUGAAGAAGAAGAUGUUGAGUAGUUUUUCUCUGGCAGUGAUGCUUGGCUUGUCUUGGGUCACAGGCUACAUUUUGCUGAUCACCCAAGAAAAAAAUCUACAAUUUAUUCUCAGUGUGGUUUUUUGUCUCUUAAACACAACACAGGGUGUUCAGAUAUUCAUUUUAUUUGCUCUAAGGCCUUUUCUAAACUCAAAUCCAGCUAUUCUUAACUCUCUGCAUGCACCAGAAAUAGGCUUUCACAAGAAAUCAUUUUUUUUAUGGAAGAAUAAGACACCAGAAAGCAACGAAAGAUACAAAUCCACAGAUGGAGACUCAACCUAACAGGCCGUCAAAGAUCUGGCAUAGAUCACUGGUGAGACUGUGGUCUUCACCUCAGGAGUGAUAUACAUCAUGCAGUGAAGGCUCAUUAAAUGAAUGAAGACAAGGAGAAAUAACAAAUUUGGUUUUGGGGCUUGUAAAUGGGGCUUAAUAUGUGCAUAUUUCUCUUCUAAUUCAGACAAGAUUACUUUUGAUAAUAGAAGAUACACUUUUUAAAUGGAAACAGUGGUUUGAAGUUAAAACAUCUUAAUGAUUUAGGUUUUUUUUUUUUUUACAAACACAAAGCUUUUCACUC